CGGCAACGCAGUGUCCUUCAAACGCGAGCGUCAAAAAAGGAAAAUUUUGGAAAACUCUCGCUCUUCGACUCCGCGCUAUCUCCUCGUCUUCACCCGCCUUAACAGAUGCUCUCUUCUUCGUUUUCUUCUUCUUCGACGAUUCCCCCUCUAAGAAACAAAAACCCUAAUUUUCUUAAAUCUCUGAGAAAUGGAGCUCUCAACAACCGAGUCGUUUUCACCGCUCAAUUCUCUCGUGCCGUUUCCCUUCGGUGUUACGCUUCUACCAGCGGAUUCGAUCGAGUUCAAGUUCGAAAUCCGGUAGUCGAGAUGGAUGGUGAUGAAAUGACGAGAAUUAUCUGGAGUAUGAUAAAAGACAAACUUAUAUUACCUUAUCUUGAUUUGAACAUAAAAUACUUCGAUUUAGGGAUACUGAGUCGGGAUGCGACUGAUGACAAAGUUACUGUCGAAGCUGCUGAAGCAGCCCUGAAGUAUAAUGUUGCUAUCAAAUGUGCAACAAUAACUCCUGAUGAGACAAGAGUCAAGGAAUUUGGACUGAAAUCUAUGUGGAGAAGUCCUAAUGGGACUAUUAGAAACAUCUUGAAUGGUACUGUCUUUCGUGAACCUAUCCUAUGCAAGAAUGUUCCAAGAAUUGUUCCCGGUUGGAAGAAACCCAUAUGUAUUGGCAGACAUGCAUUUGGUGACCAGUAUCGUGCCACUGAUACAAUAAUUACUGGACCAGGAAAGCUUAAGAUGGUUUUUGUCCCAGAAGGUGGAGACAAGCCAGUGGAGCUUGAUGUCUACAAUUUUAAAGGCCCUGGCAUAGCACUUUCUAUGUAUAAUGUUGAUGAGUCAAUUCGUGUAUUUGCUGAAUCCUCUAUGUCAUUGGCUUUUUCAAAGAAGUGGCCUCUUUACCUGAGCACAAAGAAUACUAUUCUUAAGAAGUAUGAUGGCAGGUUUAAGGACAUAUUCCAGGAUGUGUAUGAGAAAAAUUGGAAGGACAAGUUUGAAGCACAUUCUAUAUGGUAUGAACAUCGACUAAUUGAUGACAUGGUGGCAUAUGCCCUAAAAAGUGAAGGGGGAUAUGUUUGGGCAUGCAAAAAUUAUGAUGGAGAUGUCCAAAGUGAUCUACUUGCUCAAGGAUUUGGCUCUUUGGGCUUGAUGACUUCUGUGUUGUUGUCAUCUGAUGGGAAGACACUAGAAGCUGAGGCAGCUCAUGGGACUGUAACUCGACAUUUCAGGCUUUAUCAAAAGGGACAAGAAACCAGUACAAACAGUAUUGCCUCUAUAUUUGCAUGGACAAGAGGACUGGAGCAUAGGGCCAAACUAGAUAAAAAUGGAAGGUUGCUGGACUUUGUUCACAAGUUGGAGGCUGCUUGCAUCGAGACAGUUGAGGCAGGAAAAAUGACCAAAGAUCUCGCCAUUUUAAUCCAUGGCCCCAAGGUAUCAAGAGAGUUUUACUUGACCACUGGAGACUUUGUUGAUGCUGUUGCCAUAAAUCUUGAGCGGAAGCUUCAGCAACCGACCAUGUGCUAGUAGAUACUUAUAUUGUCAGGUGAUUCCCUGAGAUUUGAAGAACUUUUGCGAGAUGAGUUUCUUUUAUUGAUUGUUACACUUGUAGCAGCUUUUGUUGCUUCCUUUGGAUAAAUAAAAAAAGCAAAGUUUAUCCAAAAAAAA
Gossypium arboreum is the source of this 1653-nucleotide messenger RNA. RefSeq names its product isocitrate dehydrogenase [NADP], chloroplastic/mitochondrial-like. NCBI's taxonomy places the organism in Eukaryota, Viridiplantae, Streptophyta, Magnoliopsida, Malvales, Malvaceae. Gene Ontology annotation, biological process: isocitrate metabolic process. Gene Ontology annotation, molecular function: isocitrate dehydrogenase (NADP+) activity; NAD binding; magnesium ion binding. The transcript is spliced from 15 exons. Gene Ontology annotation, cellular component: mitochondrion. The record is from RefSeq and is a predicted model, not a curated record. Bases 106 to 1512 code for a protein of 468 amino acids.